AUGGAUGCCCCCUGCUCCCUUCCCCACGAGAUCCCACACAGCGAGAAACUCCUGUCGCUCAAGUACGAGAGCCUGGACUAUGACAACUGUGAGAACCAGCUCUUCCUGGAAGAGGAAAGGAGGAACCACACGGCCUUCCGGACGGUGGAGAUCCGGCGCUGGGUCAUCUGUGCCCUGAUUGGGAUUUUCACCGGUCUCGUUGCCUGCUUCAUUGACAUCCUGGUGGAACGCUUGGCGGGGCUGAAGUACAAAGUGGUGAAGGGAAAUAUUGACAAGUUCACGGAGAGAGGGGGCCUGUCUUUUUCUCUUCUGCUCUGGGCCGCCCUGAACGCUGCAGUCGUGAUGCUGGGCUCCGUGAUCGUGGCUUUCAUUGAGCCGGUGGCCGCUGGUAGCGGAAUCCCACAAAUCAAGUGCUAUCUCAAUGGUGUGAAGAUCCCCCACGUGGUCCGGUUGAAGACGCUGGUGGUUAAGGUGUGUGGAGUGAUUCUCUCGGUCGUCGGUGGCCUGGCUGUCGGGAAGGAAGGCCCGAUGAUUCACUCCGGGGCCGUCAUCGCAGCUGGUAUUUCUCAAGGGAGGUCCACCUCCUUAAAGAGAGACUUCAAGAUCUUUGAGUACUUCCGGAGAGACACGGAGAAGAGGGACUUUGUCUCGGCCGGAGCCGCUGCGGGCGUCUCGGCUGCCUUUGGAGCCCCCGUUGGCGGCGUGCUGUUCAGCUUGGAGGAAGGCGCUUCCUUUUGGAACCAGUUCCUGACCUGGCGGAUUUUCUUCGCUUCCAUGAUCUCCACCUUCACCCUGAAUUCCAUCCUCAGCAUCUACCACGGCAACCCGUGGGACCUGUCCAGCCCGGGCCUCAUCAAUUUUGGCCGCUUUGAUUCCGAGAAGAUGGGAUACACAAUCCAGGAAAUCCCGAUCUUCAUAUUCAUGGGAGUGGUGGGUGGGAUUCUUGGCGCCCUGUUCAACUCCUUGAACUACUGGUUGACCAUGUUCCGGAUCAGGUACAUCCACCGCCCGUGCCUGCAGGUCCUGGAGGCCAUGCUGGUGGGGGCAGUGACGGCGGCCGUGGGGUUUGUGAUGAUCUACAGUUCUCAGGACUGCCAGCCCCUCCAAGACAGCCGGGUGACCUACCCCCUCCAGCUGUUCUGCGCUGAUGGAGAAUACAACUCCAUGGCCACGGCCUUCUUCAAUACGCCCGAGAAAAGCGUGGUCAGCCUCUUCCACGACCCUCCAGGCACCUAUAACCCCAUGACCUUGGGUAUGUUCACCUUGGUGUAUUUCUUCCUGGCCUGCUGGACCUACGGACUGACAGUCUCCGCAGGGGUCUUCAUCCCAUCCCUGCUGAUCGGGGCCGCCUGGGGCCGCCUCUUUGGCAUCUCACUGUCCUAUAUCACCAGCGGCUGGAUCUGGGCUGACCCGGGGAAAUAUGCUCUGAUGGGAGCCGCUGCUCAGCUGGGUGGGAUUGUGCGCAUGACUCUGAGCUUGACGGUCAUCAUGAUGGAGGCGACAGGCAACGUCACCUACGGCUUCCCCAUCAUGCUGGUGCUGAUGACAGCCAAGAUCGUAGGGGAUUUUUUCGUUGAGGGCCUCUAUGACAUGCACAUCCAGCUGCAGAGUGUCCCCUUCCUGCACUGGGAAGCCCCCGUAACUUCGCACUCCCUCACCGCCAGAGAAAUAAUGAGCACGCCGGUCACCUGCCUGCGCCGGGUUGAGAAGGUGGGCACCAUCGUGGACAUCCUCAGCAGCACUGGGUCCAACCACAACGGGUUCCCGGUGGUGGAGAGCACCCCCGAUGCCACGCAGAAACUGGGGCUGCGAGGGCUGAUUCUGCGCUCCCAGCUGAUAGUUCUCCUGAAGCACAAGGUCUUCGUGGAGCGUACCAGCCUCUCCCUGGUGCACCGUCGCUUGAAGCUGAAGGACUUCCGGGACGCCUACCCCCGCUUCCCCCCCAUCCAGUCCAUCCACGUUUCUCAGGACGAACGAGAGUGCAUGAUGGACCUGACUGAAUUCAUGAACCCAUCGCCCUACACGGUGCCACAGGAGGCCUCCCUCCCGCGCGUCUUCAAGCUCUUCCGGGCCCUGGGCUUGCGCCACCUGGUGGUGGUAGACAAUCAUAACCAGGUGGUUGGACUGGUCACGCGGAAGGAUCUGGCCCGGUACCGGCUGGGGAAGGAGGGUUUGGAGGAGCUGUCCUUGGCUCAGACAUGACCGCCGUGGUGCCGAAGGCUUUGCUGU
This is a messenger RNA of Euleptes europaea (tarantolino), 2229 nucleotides long. RefSeq names its product chloride voltage-gated channel 7 (gene CLCN7). Gene Ontology annotation, molecular function: voltage-gated chloride channel activity. NCBI's taxonomy places the organism in Eukaryota, Metazoa, Chordata, Lepidosauria, Squamata, Sphaerodactylidae. Bases 1 to 2202 code for a protein of 733 amino acids. Gene Ontology annotation, biological process: transmembrane transport; chloride transport. The transcript has 23 exons. Gene Ontology annotation, cellular component: lysosomal membrane; intracellular membrane-bounded organelle. The record is from RefSeq and is a predicted model, not a curated record.